Messenger RNA from Linum tenue, 267 nucleotides. NCBI's taxonomy places the organism in Eukaryota, Viridiplantae, Streptophyta, Magnoliopsida, Malpighiales, Linaceae. The record is from the annotation of a GenBank genome assembly.
GGGGAGCAUCAAGGCAGGGAGGACGUCCUAGAUCUCGAGGACCUGGAGCUAACUCCUAUCCAGGGGUUGGACCGAGUCAGCAACCCAUGGGACGGGGAGCGGGAAGCCAGAAUCAGGCGGGACUACGCGCUUUGACUAGAGAUGCAGCGGAGGCCGCUACUGAUGUUGUCACUGGCUCGCAGGUGCAACUAGGAUCGGACUACUGAGGCUGCCCUAUCCUUCUGUACUACCAUCAUGAGGUAGUUUGGAACACUGUUCUGUCAUGGU